Messenger RNA from Nerophis lumbriciformis (worm pipefish), 2889 nucleotides. The record is from RefSeq and is a predicted model, not a curated record. NCBI's taxonomy places the organism in Eukaryota, Metazoa, Chordata, Actinopteri, Syngnathiformes, Syngnathidae.
AUGCUUCCCUGGUAUGGAUCUCCUUUUCCUGAUUUCCAGGCCCACCAACACACGUUGCACUGCAGAGGAGACUGUCUCAGCAUGUGGCUCCCCGGGCCGGGCGAAUCAGCGGAUUUGAUCACAGAGCCCCAGGAUGACAAGCUUCUCUCCCACCAGUGUCCCCACAAACAUGUGGCUGUGUGCCAGCAGGAGACCUUGGCCUUCAUCAAUCAUCAGCCCCUAGCAAGUGCUAAACUAAAUGGACACGGUUCUUCGUAUGAACAACAUUGUGCCACUCAAACCCUAGCCAUUGACACCUUCGAAAACCCACAAAGUGAGCUGAUUGACUGGGCACACAACUACCUCGGAACAUGCAAGGAAGAUGAUCCGAUAAUUUCAAAUUGUUGUCUGACGAGCAUGGGCGACGUCAAGUGUUCAUCUCCGCUAGAUAAGACUGAUGGAGGAGUACAAAAUGUUGCAUCAGUAUUUCGUCCUCACCAUGUACCUCCUAGUCUCCCUUUGGCCUUGCCACUCUCCACGCUUCAUGCGAACAGAGACUCCUGGGACUCCCAGAUACCUUGCACGCCAUCCCCACCUGAGGGUUCAGAGUUUCAAAGCUUCGAUUUCUACCUGCCGCAGCGGCGGACAUCUCAAAGUUCGCUUAAAGAAAAGUCCAUCCGCCGUAAGAUGCAGGUUUAUUCUCCAGACAGCCUCAGUGAUGACUCUCUCAGCAGUCCUGUCCUGGAUACUGACUUCCUUUUCCCUGGAACUCUCACACCUUUCCUGGGUGAAGACCUCAGUGGGCAAUCCUCACAAGAGACAAAUACCAGUUCUUCAUCUACAGAUGCUACCCCGGACCUCAAGAACCUCAGCCCAGAUGAUAUUCUCCAAGUACCAACAGAACGGCUGCAGAUUUUUGAGGACUCACUACCAGGCGUGAGAGAAGACAGUUUGGACACAUCAAUGGUUACAACGGGGGGCAGCAUCAUGCCACGCAGUCGUCAGGUAGACCACGAGCGUCGACGCUUCUCAGCCUCAGAACUGAUUUCUAGACUCCAGCUGUCCCAAAGGAAGAAUUCCUUCACAUUGAAGCUGGGAAAGUCACUGUCGGCUCGAGUCGCCUCCAGGGACCGACAGAAUUCAAGCAGUCUGAGCCCAGACUAUAAGCCCAACUCAAAGCAACGGGGUUCAGGAGUCUACAGUGAUAGCGCCCCCCACAGUCCUGUAGGACCUGCACCACCACUGCCUAGCAGUGACAAUGGAGUGGGAACACAUUGGUGGAGCACCAAGCUCGGAAUUAGAAAGAAGUCCAUUGACGAAGAUUCCUGCACAGCGCCUGCUGUCGCUUGCUCCAAUCGUCUAUCAAGGUUCUUGCCGAGUUCAAUCCUGUAUCAAGAAUACAGCGACGUAGCCAUUAACAGGGAGAUCCAAAGGCAACAGGGCAAAGAGUUGGGCACCGAGGAGGAGGGCCUUAGGGACGAGGGUUCUGACGGGACCCUGUCUCCAUCCAGUCUAUCUCCUUCCAGUUCCUUUUGCUCAUCACGAGGUUCCGCUUUUGCUCUAUGGCAGGAUAUCCCGGAUGUGCGCUCUAGUGGUCAGCUAGACAGCUUCAGCAAUGAGCAGAGAAAAUUACAAGAGGCCAAAUUUGAGCUUGUGACAUCUGAGGCCUCAUACAUACGAAGUUUGACAAUUGCUGUGGAUCACUUCAUGCUGUCACAGGAGCUCUCCGAAUGUCUUGGUGCUCAGGAUAAACAGUGGCUCUUCUCCAAGCUGCCUGAAGUCAAAGAUGUCAGUGAGAGGUUCCUUCAAGACUUGGAGCACAGGCUGGAGCAAGACAUCCUGCGCUUUGACGUGUGUGACAUCGUUCUUGAUCACUGCCCGGCUCUGCGCCGGGUCUACUUACCUUAUGUAACAAACCAGGCUUACCAAGAGCAGACCUAUCAGCGUCUCUUGCAGGAGAAGGCUCGCUUCUCCACCACCUUGGCCCGUCUGGAGGAGGACAGCGUCUGCCAAAGACUACCUUUGACCUCCUUUCUAAUCCUCCCAUUCCAGAGGAUAACUCGUCUUAAGAUGCUGGUGGAGAACAUCUUAAAGAGGACUACACCAGGCUCCAGAGAUGAGGACACAGCGACCAAGGCUUUCAAUGAGCUAAAAAAGAUCAUUAAGGAGUGCAACUCCAGUGUGCAGUCCAUGAAGAGGAUGGAGGAACUCAUCCACCUCAAUAAGAAAAUUCAUUUUGAGGGCAAGAUCUUUCCUCUGAUUUCUCAAUCCCGCUGGCUGGUGAAGCACGGUGAACUUCUCGAGGUGGACACGCAGACCAUGAGUAUUUCUGGAUCCAAGUUCAAGUUGCCCACCAAGCCAGUGUAUUUGCACUUGUUCAAUGACUGCCUUCUGCUCUCCAGGAGGAAAGACACAUGGAGGUUCUUGGUAUUUGUCCACGCCAAAAUAGGUGAGCUAAAAGUGAAGGAUUUGAGUCAGAAGCUGAAGGGAAUCUCAGGCUUCAUCUUCCACCUUCAGUUAUGUGAAGGACAGCAGCUCAAACAUCAGAUUCUGCUCAAAUCACACACUGAGAGCGGGAAGCAACGAUGGAUUGCAGCAAUGUUUCCCUCUAAUCCUCAAGAAGACAUCGAGCAAGCAAGCGAGAACUAUGACAUGUCUCAGGUACAAUGCAUUCGAAGCUAUCAGGCACAAGAACAUGAUGAGUUAACACUGGAAAAGGCAGACAUUCUUCACGCCAAGACUAUCACGAGUGACGGUUGGGUGGAAGGCAUCCGGCUAUCUGACGGAGAAUGGGGCUGGUUCCCCAAAUCCUAUGUAGAGGAAAUCACGAGUCGCAGCGCACGUCUCCGUAACCUUCGAGAAAAUAUUCGCAUCAAAUGUGUCACGCAAAAACUGGAAGGAGAAGACUAG